Molecule: messenger RNA, 1723 nt
Organism: Hyalella azteca
Lineage: Eukaryota; Metazoa; Arthropoda; Malacostraca; Amphipoda; Hyalellidae
Gene: Had1
Product: lambda-crystallin
Exons: 9
Coding region: 204-1163 (319 amino acids)
Biological process (GO): fatty acid metabolic process
Molecular function (GO): oxidoreductase activity, acting on the CH-OH group of donors, NAD or NADP as acceptor; NAD+ binding
Source: RefSeq, a predicted model, not a curated record
GGAGGAAUCCUCGCCGCAUUUAUAGUUCUAAUUCUUUUUUGAUUUGUUAUGUGUGAUUAAACAAUCGAAAUCUAUCGACCAUAACGUAAAAUUUUAUAUGAAUCAAAUUCAUGUUUAAAUUUUCCAGUUCGUUAGCUGAAUUUCGUUGGACUAUUUGCGCAUAAUUGCUCGCCUAAAGUGUUCAGAGCUACACGUCCUACAACAUGGAUAAUAAAAGGAAAGUUGGAAUCGUUGGAAGUGGUCUGAUAGGAGGCAGCUGGGCGAUGCUCUUCACGGCCGCGGGUUUCAAAGUCUACAUGUACGACAUCGACGAUAAACUGGUGGCUGACGCUCUGAAAGAUAUUCAGCGACAGCUGCAAAACCUGGAGAAGAUCGGCAUGCUGAGAGGGUCUGACGCUGCGGACGUACAAUUCAGUGGGAUCUCCGGAGGAACAAGUUUGGAGGAGUGCGUUAGAGGUUCAGUGUACGUGCAAGAAUGUGUUCCGGAGCAACUGUCUUUGAAAAGAAAGGUGUUCGAGCAACUGGACGCUGUUUUGGACGACGCAACCAUCGUGGCAUCAUCGACAUCCACGAUGGUGCCUUCGACCUUCAUGAGCGGCUUGAAGCACGCGCAGAACUGCCUCGUCUCUCACCCUGUGAACCCGCCUUACUUCGUUCCGGCGGUUGAAAUUGUUCCGAGUCCAUGGACCUCAGAAGCCGUUGUCUCUAAAACCGAGGACAUCAUGACCGAAAUUGGGCAAGAACCGAUCGUGUUCAAGAAGGAACACCCUGGCUUCGGUUUGAACAGAAUUCAGUACUCGAUCCUGAACGAAUGCUACCACCUGAUCAAGGACGGAGUGUUGUCAGCGGACGGCGUCGACAAGCUCAUGAAGUUUGGGCUGGGGCCGCGGUACGCCUGGAUGGGGCCCCUCGAAACUGCCGUGCUUAAUGCUGAAGGCAUGCGCAGCUACCUCGAGCGCUACUCGCACAUCAUGCACUCAGUGAGCGCCGACCUCAAGGGACCCGCUGACUGGAGCCUGCCAGCCGCUGAGCCCAUCAUCCAGCAGCUGGACCAGCUCUUCCCGCUCGAUAAACUCAAGGAGCGUCGCCAGUGGAGGGAUGAGAGGCUCAUCGCGUUCGCCGCCCUCCGCGACCAGAUGAAGAGGAAGGAGAAGAGCGACUAGUCUCGCUCCUCAUGAACCCAUCUUGAACGCUCCAAUUCUGGCGGAAACGCGAUACUCUUGAAGGGAAAUGUUGUAUCGACUAGAAUUCGAGUUCCCAUUUUCCAGCUAACUUAUCAAUCAGUACCAAGAGCUAAUCGUAAAAUUACCAGGCUCAUCAACCUUUGGUGGGCGAGAGUUUACUAUUGCAGCGAAUUAAGUUGAUGUAUUAAAGCGUAUGGAAAGCCGUUUUCUACUGAAUACAUCAUCUAUUUCCGUAACUUUUGAAUUAGUGACCGCUUACGACCCUACUAUUACAUAGCAGCGCACUUAUGUUGCUCGAAAAACAAUUUUUAAACUUCUGAUGUAAGUGUUGCUAUUCCGUUUCGUGAUGCAUCAUCAAAUAAUAAAGCCUUCUAUGACUCUGAUCUGACUGCAUCAUUGUCAUCAUUCUUUCCAUGUUCUUCUGAACUCUAAUAAUUAAGUGAGUGCUCUUCAUGCCAACUCUUACUAACAUCAUUACUUUCCUCAGAAAGUUUCCUUCAACAACUACACUAUCCAUAAUAUAUGUUAACACUAUCUAC